AUGGCUUUGAAAUAUACCGCAAUACUUUUCACCAUCUUCCUUUUAUUCGUCGUUCAAGUAACUUUCGUAGAAAACUUAAAGUCACAAGAAUCCCUUGUCUGUUGUCCAAAGGGCAAAUCCAACACAGCAUCCCUCACAAUAUCAAAAGUACAACCCGGAGCCAAAAUACAAACAGUUGAAAGCAAAGAUUGUAUCAGAGCUGAAGACAUCAAAGUCAUGGGUGAUGGCAUGGGUGACAUGGUAUUAACAGCAGUUGUCGUUCCCAAAGAUGUAUUAGAUCAAAAACGUGCAAGUGGCGAACCAAUUAAUGCCGAUAGUGCUGGUUGUAAGGAUCCUACCGAAUUCUGUAUGCAAACUGAUUCAAUGGAAACAAAUGAUAAUUGUAUCGUUGUAACAAAUGUCAGCAAAGAAGAAACUCAGAUUUCAUGUGAUUCUGCCGUCUUCAAGCAAUAA
Funneliformis geosporum is the source of this 453-nucleotide messenger RNA. Lineage: Eukaryota; Fungi; Glomeromycota; Glomeromycetes; Glomerales; Glomeraceae. The record is from the annotation of a GenBank genome assembly.